Molecule: messenger RNA, 891 nt
Organism: Colletotrichum paranaense
Lineage: Eukaryota; Fungi; Ascomycota; Sordariomycetes; Glomerellales; Glomerellaceae
Exons: 2
Coding region: 1-891 (296 amino acids)
Source: RefSeq, a predicted model, not a curated record
AUGGUGCCACGAUAUUCGGCUUACGCCAGCCUCUUCCCCGUCUUUUUACAGACAUGCCUUGCGCAGGAUACCAGCAUUGUUUCCGUCCCAUAUGAAUUGACAUAUCUUCUUCCUUCACCAUUUCACGGCAACUUAUUUCACAGCUUUGUUAAUGGCACCAAUACGUCGGAUACGUUAACUAACGAACUCCUUCAAUUUGCCACCAAAGCACCGUUCAUCUCAUACGAUGACGAGUUCCUGGCACUUCUCGGUCAGAAUCCAGCCAUUGAGUUGAUCGAGGAGCGUCCAGGCAACUUUGCGAGAGAAGCUGGCGUCACACAGCCGGGAACAAGCAACUCGUACAUGUUCAUCACUGUCCUGCCCUUCGCCGGGGACUCAACCACGACAGAUCGCCUGCCUCAGGGUCUGUGGCGCUGGGACUCCCAGAAGAAGGUCUUGUUACCUGCCAUUAGCAGGACUGAGUUCCCCGUCGCCAACGGCGUCCGACCAUCGAGGGACCAAAAGACUCUUUGGGUGACCGACUUUGGCGGCGAUGAGCGAAGUGGAAUUUGGGGGCUACCGGCUCAAGUAGGAGCACCGGCGAUCUACAAAUACGAUCUCAACGAAGACAUGUGGCCUGUCAACAAGCGAACCUUUGGUGUCUCGAGAAUGCAGGCUCCGGAUCGCAUCCGCAUCGAUGACAAGGGUAGAGUUUGGACGGGUGAGGGUGAAGGUGUUGCGGUCCGAAGUUCUCAAGGGAAGGUUAUCGGUGUCUUUAAUGGACAGUUUUUCACGAGAGAUUCUGUUAACACGGCGAUUGUACAAUUCGAGCUCGCCGGGGAUGUUCUGGUAGUGUUGGGCCAGAAUAAGUUAUGGACUGUCAAGUUAGCUGAGACGGUUUACAGCGCUUAA